GUCAAAUUCUACUUUUCAUAAAUGUUAUGAAAAAAUAUUUUAAUUACCUAUUGCUUUAUAAAAUAUGUAAAAAUAAUUGCGGAAAAAUAUAUAGCUAUAGCUGCUGCCUUAGGUAUUAAAAAAUAACUGCAAGAAAUAGGUGUUGUUAUAUUUGAGAUAAAAGGUUAGUUUUUGACAAAAAUUAACAAUUAUUGUAAUGGAAGACAUAGAGCAAAGAGCUGUACGAUAUAAACAUGAAGCCAUUAAAAAACUAUCGUCAAAGAGUUUUUUACAAAGUUUAUUUGGGACCAAUAAAACCGACCAGGCUAUCGACUAUUACCAGAGAUCAGGAAAUUUGUUUAAGAUGUUAAAAAAUUGGAAGGAAGCGUCCUAUGUUUUUAGUGAAGCAGCAGAAUUACAAGUAAAAAUUGGCAAUGAGUAUGACGCUGGAAAUAGUUUUGUUAACGCAGCAAAUUGUUCAAAAAAAUACGAUUUAGAAAAGGCAAUUUAUUAUUUGUUUAGAGCAAUAGAAAUCUACGCUUCGCUGGGAAAAUUUGCCACGGCUGCCAAGUAUCACAAAACUAUAGCAGAAUUGUAUCACGAAAACCAAGAAAUAGAAAAAGCCUUGAAACAGUAUGAACAAGCUGCAGAGUACUACAAAAACGAGGACAACCUUUGCGCAGCAAAGGCUUGCCUUAUCAUUGUCGCCGAGCAGAAUGCUUUAAGAGAAGACUAUGCUAAAGCCAUACAAUUGUUUGAACAAGUCGCUGAUUAUGAAUUAAACAGUAAUUUAUUGAAAUAUAGUGCUAAAGACCGAUUUUUUCAAGCUGCUCUCUGCCAAUUGUGUUUGGAUGAUGCACAAGUUCCUAGAAUGAUUGAAAAAUUUAACAUAAAGUGUCCGUUUUUUGGGGGUUCAAGAGAAGAAGGCUUUAUUAAUUUGUUGUGUAAAAGUAUAGAGUGUAAUAAUUUGGAAGAAUUUAAUUUUCAAGUAAAAACUUAUGAUUCAGUAUCUAAGUUCUCCACUUGGUAUAUUUCCGUUUUGUUAAAAAUAAAGAGAAGAAUUGAAGGUGUAAUUGAUUUAAAAUAAAAAAAAGUUUGUAUGUCCACCAAUUUAUUAACAUAAUAUUAUUAUAAUAUAAAAAUAAAAAACAUAUACACCACAAAUUAAUGAACAAAAUAAGUUUUAAUAUACAUUUAGCACAUCAUCAGUCAAAAAUAGGUAUUGUGAUGAAUAUAUUAAAUAUAUCUAACACUUCCAUUUAAUUUAUUUAACUUAAAGUAAAUCUAACAGUUUAAUGAAGCAUUUAAAAACACGUAGGGCUUUAACGUCUUAAGGAAAAUAUACCGGUUUUAAUACUGGUUUUUAAAAGUAGCUUUAUCAAGUUUUUCGUUGUACUAUAGGUAUAAAACUAAAAAGCCUUGAUAGUAGUUUUGACAAAUUUCAAUUUUCCAUGUGUAAAGUCCAAAAUUAAAAUAGCAUUAAAAUUGUCAAAUGUACUGUAAAGACUUGAAAAAUGACACUUUAUUUACACAAAAUCAUCAAACAAACCUAAAUGAAUUUAAACGCACAUGAUCUACUGAGGGUUGGGUUGUGGUGGAUAGUUUCCAUAUCCAUAUUGACCUUGUGGAGCUGAUGUCACAGUCGGACUGGGGCUGUUGCUGGGAGGUGCAGAGAACGGAGGGGAUUGAGCGUUGUUAGUGCCGUAGUUUUGGGGGGCCGAUGCCGGCGGGUUUGAGUAUGCUGGAGUUGUUUGGGGCUGACUUGCCGGCGGAGGCGGAUAACCUUGUUGAGGAGGAUAUCCUGUUAAAAAUUAUGACAGUUAAAAACCAU
Molecule: messenger RNA, 1810 nt
Organism: Brassicogethes aeneus
Lineage: Eukaryota; Metazoa; Arthropoda; Insecta; Coleoptera; Nitidulidae
Source: the annotation of a GenBank genome assembly